Messenger RNA from Xiphophorus hellerii (green swordtail), 6482 nucleotides. RefSeq names its product fibromodulin b (gene fmodb). The coding region runs from base 4658 to 5740 and encodes 360 amino acids. The record is from RefSeq and is a predicted model, not a curated record. The transcript is spliced from 3 exons. NCBI's taxonomy places the organism in Eukaryota, Metazoa, Chordata, Actinopteri, Cyprinodontiformes, Poeciliidae. Gene Ontology annotation, molecular function: protein binding.
CCCUAAUAGGCAUGGUCUUUGGAUUCACUGUUGCAAAGGAAGUAACAGAUGCCAAAGACUGCCUUGCCAAGUACAAGGCAGACAUAGUUCCUUUGCCACAAUGUUUAUGGGUGUAAUCAACAUGUUCUAUGUUUGAUGUAGUUGUCUAGUUGAAGCAUUCAGACUGUGCACAGAUAUGUGGGGGGUUCUAACUGGAAUAUUACUCAAUAUUACUGGAAUAUUACUCAAUAAAAGGGAAAGAGCAAUGCCACAGGAAAUUGUGACUGACAGCAAUAAGCCUUGUCUCCAGUACUACCAUUUCCAAAUUAUGUAAUCAAUUUUCAGAGACGGAGACAUUAAAAUAACUUUUGUUCAAGUUAGACCAGUUAUGCUUAAUGUUAAUUUUGAGUUUAAUUCCAGGAUUUCUCUUCCAAUGUGUUUUGCUCACCUUACUUUUUCAUGCAAACACAACUAACACAAACACAUGACUAUUUGAUGAGUUUGUGCAAAGAUGUUAAGACUGAUGGGAAAACUCUCGUACCGACCAUUUAUGAAAAAUAUUGUUGCAAGAUGAAAACAAUUACUUUGCUAACGCAGCGUGAGCAUAACUUUGUAAGUUGCGGGUGGAUUUUUAUACACUGGGAUGUUUUUAGAGAAAGAAGUCUGGAAAGGAGAAAAUAUCUAUUAAGCAGCACUAGUGAGGACAAAGAUCUUGAAGCCACAUAAAACCAUAAUGCGUGCCACUCAGCUAAGAACAGGAAUCUGAGCAACCAAAUCACAUACGGACCCCAAGAUGGAAAACAGCAGAUUGUGAAAACAUUGCCAGAUCCAAUGAGUUUUAACAGCCAAAGACUUUUGGGCUUUUAUGGGAUCGUAUAUAUGUACAAACAUGCAGCAACUAUGCUAUUGAGUUUAAUGUAGACUAAAGGAAUUUUUAAAAUACCUUUUAAAAUGGAAUUUGUUAAUUUCAAGAUAAAAGGGGAUCUUAUAAAUAAAACAUUACAGAUAUUUAGCCAAUGACAAUCCGACAUUGCCUUUGAAUUGUGGUUUAACUGAAUCAUGAACAAACAAAUAAAAAACUAAUGAAACAGGCAGGUCUGGACGAAAAUUAUACUGGUCCCUUAAUAUUUUGUUGUGCAAUCUUUUGAAGGAAUCACUGCAAAUGAUUUCUGUAAACAUUAAUGAGACUCCUGCACAUGCCAAUGGAUGUUUUGACCAACUUUUCAUGAGUAAGCUGCUCCAGUUGUGUCAGGUUUGAACGGUGCCUUCUCCAGAUGUCAUGUUUCAGCUCCUACCACAUGCUCAAUAUGUUUUAGAUCAGUGUCGCUAGAAUCCAGUUCAAAAAAGUUCAAUGCUUUUGCUCUUAGCUGUUCUUUUUUAAUCACUAUCGUGAUAAAAGACCCAUAAUCACUAGCCAACACCUCUCCAGAACGCCUUGAUAGUCUUGAGUUGUCAUCAUGCACAUAUUCAAGAAACCCUGUGCCAGCCAAAGCUGACUCAGAACAAAACCAAGCGUCUAUUUCACAGCAGGGUUCCAUUCUUGGUAUGCUUCACUUUUGCUUCUGUGAACAUAGAGAUGAUGUGCUUUGCCAAAAAAGCUCUAGUUUUGUUUCAUUGGUCCAGAGGACAGUUUAUAUUUAUAUUUAUGUAACUAAAAACAGCAGCUAAUGGAUAGCAAUAACGUGUUUGUUGUUGCAUAAUUUAAUGUACCAAGCAAUUUGAUGCCAACUAAUGUUAACCCACUUUGAACAUACACAUUUUUAUGAUUUUCGGUAGGUAAAUAUUGUAGGCUUCCUUAUUAAUUUUCAAAAUAAGUGUUACGACCCGUCUAGGGGUGGCCAGACCAUAACAUGAAGGAUCCAUUCUCUUCAGAUCUCAAGCAGCUGACACACACAGUUGAACAUUUUAGGUUAUUUUAAAACGAUGUAUUUUUGAUUAACAUGUUACAAGUGGAGCAUAUGGCUUCAGAAUGAGCUAUAAUGCCGAAAACAACAAACAAAAGGAAACUAUCUGAAUAUUAACCAAAACUUACCUAAUUGAAAAUAAAUAAACCAAAUGACAAAAACUUACCUCCCUAAUUAAGAAAAACAUGAGAAAACUAAGCAAACAUAAACGGCAGCUCACUCCUACAAACUCCAGAACUUUUACAAGAUGUUAACUGACAAACAAUGUGGCCGGUUGAGAUGAGCUGACGAUGGAUGGCAGGAAGUCCGCGUCAGCAGCUUUUAUAUCCGUCACCUCCGGGAUUCCGCCAAUUGGACGUCUCCGUCGUCUUCUAGGAACCAAUAAGAGACACUCAUAUUUGCAUAAUUAAGUUGACGACGCCAGUCAUAACACAAGUUACAACAAGUUGUUAAAAUUGACUUUGUUGAACUGAAUGUUGUAGGAAAAAGAUAGUGAUUCUAAAUGUUCCUGGAUUAAAUUAACCUCAGAGAUAAUAAUUUAAAUUCAAAUUUUAACUAUAAAAUUGUUUAGGCAGAUAGGAGGAAAAAUGUGAGAAAGUUAAUUUCAGUGGUUUACCACUUGACCUUGUCCCUUAAAUAUUUAACUUAGGCUUGUCCCUCACAGACUUUAAACUUCAGUUAGACAAAGUGACUUGUAAAGACCUCUGACACAUUACUCUUCUUUAAAACAGCUGCUGAGUCAGAAAAGAUCUGUGUUUCACUUGGUUUUAAUAUCCUCACCCAAAACAUUGAUCAAGUGACACCAAAUGGCUUAAGUCAGAGAUCCCAUUUCUACCCUAUCUCCAAAUUUAAGUCAACUUGAGAACUAAACACACAAAAUCCUGCUUUAUUGCUUUUUCAGUCAGCAUAAACAUUUGGAUAAGACCCCUGUACCUUGAUUCUGGUUUCUAUUAUUGUAUGCUUUUUGUUUAACAACCAGUGGGAAUCAACAUAAUGAGACAUUGUCACUGUCUAACACAAAAAUCUAUGCCAUAAUUUUCUAUCAACUCACCCCCCCCCCCGCCACCCCCCCCAAAAAACCCAGAAAAAUUACUUUCUUUAAUCCUGUUUUUCUGAAAAAAAUAUAGUCAAUGCUUUUAAGCCUAAAGCAUUGUUACCAAGCAUAAAAACUUCUCUUUUAAGUCUCCUUCAUAACUGUAUCUUGGACCAUAUAGAACAUGUUUUACAGCUCCUUACUGUUAGUCCAACUAGCCUAGACCUGUAGGGUGCUUUCCUAACUGUGACACACUUGAAUUAUAAUAUUAUUAUUUAUUCUCUACUUAAAUGCUUAAAAUUUCCAGGAAGUCAUAUAGGAAAAACCUGCCUUCAAAAUAAAACCUCAGAUUUAAAUUUACAUCUCAACUAAAAGCUAUACACAAGAUAAUGACAGACAUCUUAAAAGUGUAUAUUUUGGAAUAUGUAGUUUGACAUGUUCUUGUUUAUUUGUAAAUAAAUUUUCAUUAGUGUAGAAUGAUGGGCCCUGAAGUGUUUGAAAUUUGAUUCAUAACAUUUCCCAAAUUAAUGAGAAAAACAAUUGCUUUUCUUCGAGCAUUUCCUGCCCACAGGCUAGCAUGUGCCAAAGCAUACAAUUGGCAAGUGUUGUUGGACAAAUAAUGACACAAAGUGGCAUGACAUAGUAUUCUGAUUGCUUAAUUUUAAUGGAGGGAAUUUUUCUGUUUUCGUUGUAAUUUAGAGCUCAUUAAGCAUUACCAGGGUUUUCGACCUCCCCCCUGAAGUCCCGAAAGAGGGUCAAAAGAAUAUACUGAAUAGAACUAACUAGACAGUUAGUUGGAAGUUAAGCUUUCCCCCUUCCUUUGGUGCGCCAGUAAUGGCCUUAUUUACAGAACAAAAGCGCCUGUUCACACCUGCUUAUAGGAUGCUAGCUAAAAUCCUUCAGGUCAGUCGACCCGUCUCUGGGCUCCAAAGGUAGAAAUGUUAAAUGAUCCUUCUCUGGUAAUGCUAGUUAAGAUCCAUUACCUUUUUAACAAAGCUGAUUCUUAAAUCAGCAUGCCGUCUUUGCUUCCUCAGUGUGGCCUGGAAAGGAAAUACACAAAGAAUUCACAUAAUCACUUGAACUCUGCAUCCAAUUUUCCUACCCCAGAGGAGGAUAUAAGUAGGGGGGAUUUUUCUGAAUUACAGUUUACAGGACUGUAAUGGUUCUCUGAUGUAUCCAGGCGCCAGCAAAAGCAUAUGCUGAGCUUCUCUAUGACUUGAAUAGUCAUAGAGAAGUUGUUGAAAACAGACCUUGAAGCAUUCCGAAGAAAUAGGUAAUGGAGAUGUUCUUGGACAAACAGCAAAAUGUAGCAUACUUUGUUGACACAUACCAAUUGUAGUAUACAAAAGCAUGCAGAAACAAAGUGAUUGUAUUUUAAAUGAUAACUGUGAUUAUCACAUCUUUUGUGGUUGAUUAAACAUUCAAUAUCUGAGGCUCAACCUCUUCAAAACCUCUAUGACACAAGAGUAAAUAGCAAGACACACUUUGAGUGGUUCGGCUAAUGAUAAGGUUUGAAACUGUGAUGGAAAACAAGGAUGUUAAAAAGCAGAUGUUGCAACUAGCUCACAGAUGGCACUAAUAUUUACGUUGCUGCAGGAUAUACGUUGUUAUAUAGGUUACAUGAAAGUGGAAAAAAGGUAUGUGUGCUAAUGAAACAUAAUGGUUGGGGCCACAGCUGCAGAGGGGGUUGCUGCUGGUAUUUAUUUUAGGCAGGCAACAUAUUCCACUCAUUCAGACUGGGAUGCCAGAGAGGUGGAUAACAAGGAGGCAGCAAGAAACUGUGAUCAUGCGGACAUUGGUGUUCAUCUUCUUGAUGGAAAUGGUGGAUGUGAACAUCAGCCAGCAGUACAGCCCCUUCCAGUGGCUGUCUCAAUUGCGAGGCCGGAGGCAGAAUGCAGGCUGGCAGUCAGAGGCUGUAGAUUGCCCCCUGGAGUGUGAUUGUCCAACAGCCUACCCUACAGCUAUGUACUGUCACAGCCGCAAUCUGCAGCACAUUCCCUAUGUUCCAUCACACAUAAAGUAUGUCUACCUGCAGCGUAACCAAAUCACAGGCAUUCAGGAUGGAGUGUUCGACAACGCCACCAAUCUGGUGUGGGUGAUUUUGUCGCAUAACCAGCUCAGCUCGGAGAAAAUCAGCGACAGUGUCUUUGUCAAGCUGGGAAGCCUGGAUCGACUCUACCUGGAUAACAAUGAACUGACCCAUGUGCCUCAUAAUUUACCAAGAUCCCUCACCGACCUGCGGCUUUCCUACAACAAAAUCACAAACAUCUCCAAAUUAUUUGAGUCCAUGCCCAACCUCACCAUCCUUCAACUUCAGGGAAAUGUCAUAGAAGAGGUAGAAGGUGGGUUAACGGGACUAGAAUCUCUUAUGAUACUGGACAUGAGCAAAAACAAGCUAAGGAAAAUUCCUGACAGCUUUCCCAAAGAACUACAACAGCUCUACCUGGAGCAUAACAACAUAAAGAGCGUCCCAGCUGGUUUUCUUACCAUGUAUCCUAAUCUGCAAUUUAUCCGCUUGAGUCACAACAGUUUGACUGAUGAAGGACUUCCCUCCAAUGUCUUCAAUACCAGCACACUCGUUGAGCUUGACCUGUCCUUCAACAAACUGGAGAAGAUCCCUCUUGUUAGCAGGAACCUGGAAAACCUGUAUCUGCACGCAAAUAAGAUCAAAGAGUUUUCCCUGAGCAGUUUCUGUGACACGAUUGAUGGAACAAACUUCUCUAAGCUGAAAGUGCUGCGUUUGGAUGCCAACAAAAUCAGCAUCAGAGACAUUCCUGUUGAAGCUGCCUACUGUUUACGACUAGUUUCUUCUAUUAAUGUUUAGAACUAAUGUUUAGAACUGUUUUUUCAUGAGUUGAGUUCAUCUCUAACUCAUACUCUCUUAUUGUUGCAAUGUCUGCUUCAUUGGUCAAUAAAUGUUUUAUUAAACAGUUAUGUUGUUAUCAUUCCAGUGAUAUCAUAAUUCCAGUGUUAGUCAACAGGAAAUAGUAGGUGUUGUAUAAUCUAAUAUCCAGAUGGCAGUCAGACAGUCAUGAGAGAGCUGAUGGACUUUCUUUAGAAACAUCACAAUCUAAAUUACUGGAUUAUGCCAAACCAACACUGUUACACAUAAUUACACAAUAGCUGAUGAAGAAAAUAUUAAAUAUAGCAUCAAACUGUCAAUCAUUUGUAGAAGAUUUAGUUUUUAUCUUUGCUUCCACCACAUGGGAUGCCAUAAAACUUCACAUCAAGCAAUGCUUUGUUUUUCUUCUUACAGACUUUUUUUUUUGUCACUUAAUCACUUUGCUGGUUGUACAGUUCAUAAAACCUUUUAUUCCAAAAUGUAUGCACUGGGUCGCUAUAUUAUUCUGAACUGACUUUAGUUAAUAUGUGUCUAAAUAUUUACUUUGAAGCCCAUGUGACCUGGUUUUAACAUCGUUUUAUAAAGUUAAAACUAAGGAAUGGUGUAUAGGCAUGAGAAGUUGAAAGCAAAUGUUACACGUGAUAAUAAAUUCUUUUGAUUUUUUUUCUUUUUUGAUUUUAUGUCUUUUUAAAUUUGCGAUUAAAUCACAAAUAUUCCAAGCAGA